GGUGUUACUUAUGCGUGCCUAUUGCCAUCACACACACCUGCCUGAAUAACAAGUUCCUGAUAACAUUCGCCACACCAACACUACACGCGACCGCUAUCAUGAUUGGCCUGCUAUCAAAAUCUCGACUGUUGCUCAGGGUCUGUGUCAAGAUGAUCCGGAGAGGAGGGGGCCGCGCGCCUCCUGUUAUUCUUAUACUAUUACUGGUCCUGCUCGCCAUCCUGGGCUUCAACUACUGGCUGCUCUCCUCCCAGCAUGCGGACCUACAGCAGGAGCUCGAGAAGAUGCAGGCCGAGGUCAAGAUAAGUGCAGUGAAACAGGAUCAGUCUGAGAAGAAAAAUGCAGCUCUUCAGGAGACAGUACAUGAGAUGGAUGCAAUAGCUGACAAGUUGAAGAAGAGGCUGCAGGAGGAUGAGGAAUCCAUCAAGAACCGGGACCAAGAUGGGCAGAAGAAGGACUAUGAAAUUACCUCCCUCAGGAACAAGAUUGUCACUCUCCAGGAACAAAUUAAUACAGUCAAGCAGCAGGUGGAGGAGCAGGAGGUGGAGCUGGCCAAGGCGAAGGAAACCAGCAGUCACUUAGGAGGGGAACGCGACGCAGCGCUGGAGGCUGUGGCAGACAAGGACACCCUCAUCAACACUCUCAAGAUGCAGCUCGAACAGGAGAAAAGAGUGAUUGGGACGCUUCAGUACGCCAUAGCAGACCUGAAGAACAAAGUGACGCAGACGUUCGGCGAUCUGUCUGAGUGUCAGGACAAAAUUAUGGAGCUAGAGAACAAGGUGAAGGCAGAACAAGAACAGAACGAGAAACAGAACCAGGAACACCAAGAAGCACAGCAGAAGCAGGCUCAGAACCAUGCACAGGAGCUAGACCAGGUGAAGAAGGAGCUUGCUGUCCACCAGAGGGAGCAGCGUGCCAAUGCCCAACCUCAGCUAGUUCCCGGGCCAAUGAACCUGCCCGGCAUUGAAAAUAAAGAACCGUACUUAGGGCCAGGCCAGCUGGGGUAUGUGCCCAGGAGCGCAGUACGUACAGUGGACAAAGGCCUACAGGGGAUCACCUUCCACAGGGAUCUUCCCAUUCUACCCCGAGACCCCCCUGAUGCCCCCCGUGCCAAACCCAGGUUCAGUGUAGUGGCAGCACCUCAAAACCCCCUGGGAGGCCUAGGAGUCGUACCCAAGCCGCCUGAGCCCCCAGUGAAUGCAGCCCCAGAGGAACCAAAGAACCCACAAGUCCAGCCCCCCGUGGCCCAGUACCUCCAGCCUAUCCCAGUCCUCCGCCAGCACUACCAGGGCCUUGCCAAGCCCCGCCAUGCCCUGCACCAGCAAGGCAAGCAGUUUAUCCAACGCCCCCGCCUCCCACCCAUUGCAGGUCCAGCAGUGAUGGAGAGACCAGCAGCUCCAGUGGCAGAAGGACAUCACCCACUGGUCCAACCAGUGGAUGCACCUGACCAACCUCACGAACCUCAAAAUGAUGUUCUCGCUGCACCCCCGGCGCAGGGCCAGGAUCAGCAGAGGGUGGAUGAUUUGGCGCGCAGCAAGAGAGACAACCUUGACGCAGCAGUUGAUGACGAAAAUGCAGCGCUGGCAGCCAACGACUUGACAUACGACCAGGAUGAGGAAGGGAACGACAUACGACAUAGGCAGCGGCGGCAGAAUGACAGAGGAAGAGGGAGAGCAAGGGAGGAAGGUGUAGAGGAAGAGGAAGAGGAGGAAGAUGAGGAAGACGAGGAGGAGGAGGAAGAUGAAGAAGGGGCGCUUAUGCCUCCGAGAGCGUAUCACCAAGAUGAUUUCGGCGCCCAGCAGCAGCAUUAUCGUCUAGGGAGGGAUCGGCUACCUGCCGGGUUAGUUAAGUUAGAGGAUCUACAGCUUAAUGAUAAUGUCAAUCACCUGGACCAUCAGCAGUUGAGUCUUGGGUAAUAAGUUAUGAUUUUAUUAAAUAAUCACGAUUCGCCAUUUUCCUAUUAAGUUAUUACCCUUUUUUCUCCUGUUCUUUUUCCCUUUUCAUGUGCUCCUUCUUUUUUUGUUGUCGUUUGGUUGUAAAAUGUACAUACGUCUCUUGCUGGGCUUUGUUUUAACUUCUGGUAGUAGUUGGUUGUGACAGCUAUUUUUUACAAACCUGCUCUCUGUCUUUUUGAUACUCCUCCUCUCAACCAGUCUGUCAUUUGGAUGCUUCUGUCCACCAGUGUUAGGCUGCCUAGGAUUUUAUACCAUUUGGAGUAAUUUUGCUAUUUUCAUAGUAUUGUUGCAUGUUAUAUUUUCAUUGUGUGUGUGUGUGUGUGUGUGUGUGUAUCGAGUGCAUGAAUUAGUGCUCAGUAGAUAAUGUGUGCAUACUUGAGCCCAUUGGCAUCAUUUACAUGUGUGUGUGUGUGUGUGCGUGCUCAUGUGUGCAUGUGUGUGUGAUUUGGUGCUGUGCUCUACAAUAUGGUACAUUUGAACACUAAUUGUGGUGAGUAAGAGCAGAUAAUGGUACUAUUAUAAUGGUGAUAAUGGCAGACUUUUGUAAGCUCUUGGCACAAACUUUACGAUAGCAACUUGCGUUUUCUCUUUUUUCUAAUAAAUAUACAGUAGAUGCUUCAUAGUCUGAUAACUGUGUGCAGCGUAGCAGUCCUGGAGGGGAGGUUUAUGGAUGUCAGGUGAUGAACAAAUAAAUGCUUCACAAGCCCAUCAAAAUAAUCAGUGUACAUGCACACACAACACUCUUUUCAUUCUUUGCUCUUUGUCUUCAUCUUCCAUCAGAACAUUUUCCAAAGUAUUUGCAUGACAUUCCAUAAUUGGAUAUGUACUGAAAAGAGUGGAAAGUAGUGAAAAGUGAAAACAGAAAUUUACAAAACACCUUGGUAAUCCACUUCCAGCCUCCCUUUAUUGCUGCUAGAGAAUUAGGAAGAAUCUGAUGGAGUAAAAUAGAACAUUUCUUCUCCAUCACUUUCUAUAUUAUUUAUUUCUGCAUCUUCUGGACCAAGACACAAAACUGCUGGUAGAAAGAAAUUUAGGUUAGGAAAUUUUAGGAAAAGAUUUUCUAAGAGAAACUCUCCAAGAGCAUUGCAAAACUUGCUGUUUUAUGUAAGGCAUACUUGAGCAUUCUAUUCAGAGGGUAUUUGACAUUAAGCUUUCACCCUUCCAAAUCCAUAUAGCCAUGCUCAUGAGAAAAAUUUACCAAGGUACAGUGAUGUGGAUUUAAGAACUCAGUAUAUUUGUUAUAUUUCCCAAGAAUGUAUGGCACGAUUCACAGUGACAUUUUUUGUUUUCUGAGAAAGUGAGAUUGGUCAUGAGUAGCAAGAGGCACAAAAGUAAACAACCUUAGUUCCUCCCUUGCAUGUGCAGCUAAGGAGAAAUUCCCUUCACCAUUCUUCACUUUACCUUCUUUCCUUUGUAUUCAGGUGUUACUAAGUGAGGCUUGUUGCUCAAUGUGGUCAAGUAGACAUAACAGUAAUGCUGCUCAAACUAGCAAGGUGAAAGUAACUAAAGAUAGCCCAACUUCAUUAUUAAAUGUAUUUUUUAAAUGUGCAUAUAAAUACACAAUAACUAGGAUAACCAUGAAGAUACACACGCAUAUUGUUUUCAGUGUGACGUACUCCUUCCUACUUAUCUCACCAUGCGAACAAUGGAACUUAUUUUGUAUUCAGAGCAGCUACUUUUGCUUUCUUUUCUUUGUCUGAUAUAGGGUAGUUUGGCAGAGGACCGUAUCAACUAAUAACAAAUGCUUUGCUGUAUUUUGUGAGGGUAGAAUAUUAAUAAGAAGUGAUAUUUAGAGUUUAUAUGAAAGUUUUUGUUUAAAAGAAUGUUAGUUGAAGUGUGUGUGUGUGUGUGUGUGUGUGUGUUUCUUUUUGCUUUAUAUAAAGAAUUGAUUGGAAGUUAUUUAAUUAAAAAAAAAAUGUUUGAUGAUAUAAAAGCAAGUAGAUAUAGUAAACGACAUGAAAAGGAAAGCAAGUUUUUUUUUCGUGUGUGUGUCUAGCUGAUUAUAGUGCUGUCUCUCGUGGUUGCUGGGUACAUGUUCUGGAUAGUUAGCUAUUGCACAAAAAUACUGCUGUUGAUAUAAAUAUGCAUACCAUUGUUGUAUCCAUUUCAUAGCUAAUGAGUCUGUUCACAGACAAGAGAGGUGUUUUAUAGUCCCUGUAGGAUUUUGUAUAAACUUGUCAUAUGAAGACAAGCACAUAAAUAUAGCAGCCAUGUUGUGUGUAUUUACUGAGGAAUCACGACCCUCACACACACACACACACACACACACACACACACACACACACACACACACACAAAAUACCUAAGACAAUUUGCUGAAAAGUCUACAGUGGUAAAAAUGAAAAAAAAAAUCCUUGGCACUUGAAUAUGUAUUUCUUUUCACUUUUAUGUGUUUUGUAUCACUAUUUUCUCAUAAUGGUACUAGCAGAGGAUAAACAUAUAGGUCAGGGUGUAUGGUUUAUGGUAAAAACUUAUGAGGCCAUGGUUUGAAUUUUCAUCUGGACAAUUCAGAUCAUAACUCAAGAUGAGUGUCUGUAAGGAUGAGUCAUUGCUUCACACAUCUGUAAAUUUUAUCGCUGCACAUUAAGGCAAAUUGAUUUGAGACACCCUUAGGGCACAUGAAGUCUGCUUCCUUCUUCCCAUGUCUGUCUGUUUGUCAGUCUACUAGUCUGUCUGUGUCUGUCUGUCCAUAUGUAUUUAUGUAUGUAUGUGUAUAUGUAUACUUCUUUCUCUUUCAAUUAUCCUUUUUUUUAUUUAUAUAUGGAUGCCUGUGGUAGGCUUUAGGAACAAAAGCAAUAUACAUACUGUAACAUUUAUUUGGCAUGAUCAGUAGAGCAUAGAAGAAAAUGUAUAUACUAUUUGAUUUAUAUUAUGCUAAGAAUAUAUAGUAUAUAUAUAUUUACCAUGCCUUGGUUGGGUGUACGUAAUUGUUAUCUUUAGUUGACUUUCAUUUGUGUUGUAACUUUGUGAGAUUCUGUGCAUCAGACACAGUAGACUGCAGCUCACAGAAAACAGGCUCUUCAUUUACUUAAUACAUGUGUGGUCAAAGUUUUAAGAUACUGUCCAUUAAAAAUAAAACUGAAAUAAAGAAAAGGGAGAGGAAAGAUGGUUUAAAUGAUAUAUAUUGGAAAGUUUUAUACAUAAUAAGGAAUCAUUGAUGAUGUAUUCACUAUAACCAUAAUUCCUAGUAGACUUUUCUUCUGAAAUUAGGGAAAUAAAAUGGGCCUGAGUAUCAAGUCAGCAUUUUUAUCUAAAACUUUAUUCCAUGUAAUGGACAACCAGGGCCAUGACAGAGGCAGGGACCGGUCUGCAGGUUAUGACAUAAGCUUGUGCUUGGAGAUUAGAGUUUGUCACACAGGUUAGUGAUGUGUCUCACCAUGCACACUAGCAAUGGACACCUGAUUUUGUAUAGAAAGGAAAGGGUUCUUAUGGGUCUGUAACUAUUAUUUACUUAAGCAGUUUUUAAUAAAUUAAUAAGAUGAGUGUAAUAAGUAGUCACUCCGAGCAUUGGCCUUACAUUAUCUCACACUUUAAUGGAAGAAUUCCUUACCACCAUUUUCCGUUUCCAGUUACAUCCUUCAGUUUGUAGUUAUAAAAAGAGGUGUUCAUACUUGGAAGAGGUUCCUUUUUCUUUGCUGUAUCUUGUAUUCUAGUAAAUGUAGUUUGAAAUCCUUUUAGUCAGUGUCCACUCUGAUUUCAAUAGCUGACAGCACUUAUGCAUCCAAAACAUCACCAGCACAAACCCUAUUUUUAUAGAUUUAGGAUAUAUUGCUUCUACUUCGUUACUCAGCACCUGGACUUAUAUUUGGCACUUUGAUUCACUUUGUGUGUGUGUGUGUGUGUGUGUGCGCUCAUUUAUUUAUUUGAAGUUAGCUCUGUGUUAUCUACCUUACUGUGCACUACAACUUAUCUCGAUGGUUAGGCAAACCCUUAACACUUGACUUACUUAACUUCAUAGUAAUUGCUCACUGGAUGUACUUACUUAGCUGCCCCCACACACCACUGUUUGCUAUCCUAUGGAAAUGAGCCCUGUGAGAAGGGUAGGAAACAGCUAAGUAGCUGUGCUCUUAAAAGAUUUUCCCAUAUUUAACGUGAAAGGGUAUAUACUCACUGGAUUUUUUUUUUUUUUUUUUUUUUUUUUAAGACUAUUUAUAUUCUGAGCAUAUUUCUCUUCUUGUUAGUGCUUUUACUUUAUAUGGAAACUAUUCUCUUCAUUUUGUUUCUUCCACAUUACUGAUUUCUGUGCAUGUUCCUCCAUCAGUCCUCACUCAUGUCCUCCACAUUAUCCCUCCAGUGCAGCUUUUCAUUCCUUUGAUGCAUGUCUGCUCCCCAUUGCCAGAAGUUGAUGAUAUUGUAUGUUAUCAAAGCUCUAUUUUGACUUGGUUAUUGAAAGAAGCUUACUUAUACAUCUAAUAGGCAGCACCUACAAUAAGAGCGGUCUCUGUGUGAUGCGAGUAGUAGUUGUCAAAAAGAACUUGAUGCAUGGGAGGUUUAGUUGUUUAUUUGUCAAGUAUACUACGAUUUGAAUUUAUAGAUAACAUGACCUUGAACUGCCAGAAUCCAUUAAACUAAAGUGGUCAAUAAAGUAGACAAAAGUUACUAGCACUGAACUGAAGUAGGAGUGCAUUACCAGUUGUUUAUCCACGUUGUUUUGCUAUUUGUGCGCGCGUUAUGCGUAUGCUUCACCCCAUACCACCUGGGAUCAUGAUUAUUCUUUUGUGUAUAAAAUAAGUAUCAAUGGUGUAAAAAAAAUGUAUUCUCACCUAUUGUAUUUGUUUACAGAGGUGAGGCAAGCUUAUGGUGUCCUGAAUUUUGAUAUUUUUGUCAUGCUUUUCUUUUAAGACUGUGCAUGUUUUUGGGACAGACCUGUUGGAUUUUUUGCCUUGUUAAGGAGAGAUGUAUUGUUCCUCCUCUUCCUCCCAAGUUUGCCAUUUUCACUUUUUUCCUCUGCCAUUUCCCUUCCUCCACCUCAUUAAUUUGUUCUGUGCGUUGUUUGAGGUUGUAGUUUUUAUUGCUUUCUUUGUUUUCAUUUGCCUGCUGUUAUUUGUAUAUGUAGUUUAUUCACUGUCAUAUUUCUUGAACUUCUUUUAUUCCUUCUAUUUUCAGUCAUCAUCUUUGUUUCAUUUACUUUUCUAUUUAAUUCAUCAUUACUACCAACUUACUUACUUCUUUGCUUUCUUGUCUGUUUGGCAACACUUAACUCAUCACAGGUCACAUAUGCUUAUUAUCCCUUGUUUUCCGUAUCAUUCCAGGAUAGUAACAAAAACAAAAUUGCCUCAACCCGGUAGCAGUGGGGAUCAUGUUUCUUAAUGGUCCCUCUAAGCGAGAAAAAUGAGAAAAAAUCAUCACUCACACAAACCAUUCCAUAAUAUAUAUCAAAGCAUUUGUGAUCAGAUUAUGUAGCAUCUAUUUUAGGGGGUUUAUAUCAUUGCACAAAUUUGGCCCGUCACUGCUACACGGUAAAGCCACAAACUUGGCCCGUCGCUGCUACCGGGUUAAGCCCACAUUGUGCCAUCGUUGUGCUAUUUAACAUUAAUAAGUUCACAAUGCUUACUCAGAAGGGGGUUAAUUUGUGUUUGGUUUGUGCAUAUUAUUUCAGUGUUACAGGGGUGAGGGUGUGAUGUGUCAGGAAAGAAGUUAACUCUAGUGGUGUGAGAAAUGUGUAAUACAUAUUAGUGGUGCUGCUGGAGUAGAGUUAUGAGCAGCCUGGUUGUGUGUUGGUAUUGAAAUAGUGACCACAGCAGGGCUUUUUUUAUUGUGUGUGUGUGUGUGUGUGUGUGUGUGUGUUGGUGUUCAGGCCCAUGUAAUAUGUAUACAUUGCUUUUUAGACUUCGGUUGUAGCGUGGAGCUGAUGGUUUGAUGUUAAUGGGAAAAUAUCCAUUUUUUUUUUAGUGUAGCAAUUGUUAUUUCUUUACCAUUGUUAACAUCAUUCAGUAGGUGUGUAGUAGACUCAUAUUUAGAUGUAUUGUGUUCCUGCCAAUUUUCUGUAAAUGUAAGUUCACUUUAUGCAAAAUAAUGUUUAUAUACAUUUGGCUGUAAGACUUUGGGUGAUCAUGAUGAGGGAAGGGACUGAGCAACAUUGACAUUUGGUUUUGUAAUGGUUAAGGGCACAAAAUAGGCGGUAUUUGUAGAUGGGUAAACUUGAGAUUAAUUGAUGUUGAAGAAAAAAUGUAUUUAGUAUUUGCUGAUUAGGAAAAGUGUACCCAGAGGUGAUCAAGUGAGUAUCAAAUGAGUUAAUGAUGAAGUUGCUGAGUUGAAAGAACUGGAGUCACAACUAAAUGAUACGUAGGUUGGAAAUAAAUUCCUGCAUUGUGUAGUAAUUUUGUUAAAUAAGGUCAUGUGACAAGCACAAGGGAUGAGGCUAAACCAUUCUUUUAAGAAGAGACAGAAGUAAGAAAGCAAUUUCCAUAACAGUGAAUGACUCUUCCUUCAUAUGAAAUGUGUAUACGCUUCAAACAUGAGGAGUGUGAUAUUUUAUGAUUUUAUGACACGAGGUGACUUCGGAUAAAAAGUGGAUAAAAAGUUGACUUGUUGAUAACAAGGCUCAGAUACGUAAACCCAAUGAAAUACAGCCACUGUCUGAAGUCCCCCCAGACAUGGGGUGACUUCGGACACCCAUACUUUUUCACUUAGCACAAAAACUAUUAAGUUUCGUGAAAAUGUUGCCCUUAACAAUACAGACUAAAUGCACACUCAGCAUAGAUCCUAGGCCUAGAAACAAAAAUCUCAUCAGCAAAAAACCUUGAAAACUGUCCGAAGUCACCCCGGUUGACGGUAGUAAAACAAACUCAGUGAUGUUAGUGUAGCUUGCAAUAAAGGGGAUGUGUGAUGGAUGUGCAAGGUUACACAAGGACAGGUUGAUCAGUCUUUUGGCCAUGUCUUAUUGAAGGUUGCGAAUGACUCUGUGAAUCAUUUUAAAACUUAGAAUAAAAGGGGAUAUGGCUGAAGGUAGGCCAAGGAAGGUAUGGGUGAAGAGUGAAGGACCUAUGAAGUAAAUGAAUUUGCAAGAAUUGUGUAUGCGUUAAUGUGUCAGUGUGUGUGUGUGUGUGGGGGUAGGUGGGUGGGUGUAUGUGUGAUACCAGUGCACUGCACCAACUGUGUAUUUAAACAUAUUUAAACAAAUAAUAAUGGCAAGAUAUAUUUUCCAAGAAAUGAGUGUGGCUUUUUUUUUCACAUAUACAUGCAUACUCAUGGGAUGUUGUUAUCGUCCACUUCCACACUAGUUGAGUUUUACAUUCUGUUUUCCCCGAGAAAGGGCCUCAAGAUGUGUAUCUCCUCCUAAAGUCAAUUUCAGUGUUUCCUUUAUAUCAUCAUUUGCAAACUGUUACCUUGAUAAGAUUUUGAAAUAGAUUUUGGAAACCUUAUCACAUUUAUCCUGGUAAGGUAAAUGCAGUAGGUGUGUGUGACCCUAAUAGACAGAGCACAUAACACAAAACAGCAUCUUGGCUGAAAACACAACUUUGUAAUAUUAUGUAAUGAUAUGCACUAAUGUGGCUGCUUGCUGGAGCCUAAGUCAGUGAGCAGCCCCAGCAGCCCCACAGGACCUUGUAUGGUGAUGUGUCUUAGCAGCAGCAUUGUGUACAGUUUGUUACAAUAUCAGUUAUCAUGAAUAAAGUGGUGCUGAGCUUA
This is a messenger RNA of Eriocheir sinensis (Chinese mitten crab), 9581 nucleotides long. Its product is annotated as protein GOLM2-like. The coding region runs from base 99 to 1913 and encodes 604 amino acids. The record is from RefSeq and is a predicted model, not a curated record. The transcript has 12 exons. Lineage: Eukaryota; Metazoa; Arthropoda; Malacostraca; Decapoda; Varunidae.